This is a messenger RNA of Closterium sp. Naga37s-1, 1482 nucleotides long. Lineage: Eukaryota; Viridiplantae; Streptophyta; Zygnematophyceae; Desmidiales; Closteriaceae. The record is from the annotation of a GenBank genome assembly.
AUGGACGUCGCUCGUGCUGCUGGAGCUGCUGGAGGUGCUGCUGGUGCUGUUGGAGGUGCUGCUGGAGCUGCUAGAGGUGCUGCUGGUGCUGGAGGUGCUGCUGGUGCUGGAGCUGCUGGAGCUGCUGGCGGUGCUGCUGGUGCUGGAGGUGCUGCUGGUGCUGGAGCUGCUGGAGCUGCUGGAGGUGCUGCUGGAGCUGCUGGAGGUGCUGCUGGUGCUGGAGGUGCUGCUGGUGCUGGAGCUGCUAGAGCUGCUGGAGGUGCUGCUGGAGCUGCUGGAGCUGCUGGAGGUGCUGCUGGAGGUGCUGGCGGUGCUGCUGGUGCUGGAGGUGCUGCUCGUGCUGGAGCUGCUGGAGCUGCUGGAGGUGCUGCUGGUGCUGGAGCUGCUGGAGCUGCUGGAGGUGCUGCUGGGACUGGAGGUGCUGCUGGGACUGGAGACCCUGGGGCUGAGGGCACCGGUUCUGUGUCUGCUGUUUCUGGAGGCGCUGCGCGGCCGCGGCCGUACUACGUUCCACUCCUUCAGCAGGUUCUUGGUUCCCCGCCUUCUCCUGGUCCUCCUCCUCCUUUCCUGAGUCCACCGCCUGUCCAGUCCCAGUCGCAGUUACAGCUGUCCUCUCCACUGCCUGGUCCUUCUCCUUACUCUGGACCGACUAGAGGUCUUACGGAGAAACGUGAGCCUGAGCCGCGUCCUGUAUCACCUGAGUCUCGUUCUGCAUCGCCUGUCCGUACUGUUCGCGCUGGUCGUGUUUCGCGUCCGCGUCCUCCUCCUGUCCCUGGCACUCACUCUUUGACUCUGCGUCCUUCCACUGCUCCCCAGCGUGUCCGUCUGCCGUCUCCUCCUGCGUCCUCUCUUCCUGCCGGUCCGGACCCUGCGUCUGACUCCCUACGUGCUGCUAGUCCAGCUGUCACGCGCUUUCUGGCCACUGCUGUCACUGACCCUUUGUUUGAGUCCUCUGCUGCGUCUGCUCUUGUUACUGAGCUUGUUGACUUUGCUGCAGCCUGUCGCCUAGACUACGCCACUAGUCUUGUUGCUGAGUCUGCGUCUGCGUCUGACAGUCCUCCUUCCGUCGGGGGUGAGUGUGCUCUUGGCACGGACGUUCUUGAGGAUAGACAGGAGGAGUUUGAGUGCUUUGCCGCUACUGUACCUCAUCUCGUGUCCAUGCUGCUUGCCACUGAGGGAGACCCGGUGAAGCGGCCGCCGGGUUCUCCGCCUGCCUUCAAGGCGCGUUACGUUGCACGUGGCUUCAGUCAACGACAGGGAGUUGACUUCUUUCAGACCUUCUCCCCUACCCUGAAGAUGACCACUCUUCGGGUACUGCUGCACGUUGCUGCUCAACGUGACUACGAGCUCCACUCACUUGACUUCAGCACAGCCUUCCUACAGGGCAGCCUGCACGAGGAGAUUUGGCUGCGCCGCCCACCUGGCUUCACUGGGUCGUUUCCUCCGGCGGCCAGUCUACGGUCUCCACCAGGCACCCCGUGA